AUGGGGAUCCCGUGCGCUCUCAGAUGGGGUGGAGGGUUAAGGAGAAAACUCCACAUCCAGCAAGCAGAACAAAGCGACUGCCGGAGCUCUCAAGAUGCACCCGGCUUGGGAGGCCCAACUGGUAUCCCGACACCUCAGGCUGGUUUCGGGUUUGGGGAGCCAUCAAAACAAGAACGCUCGGCGGCUUCCGCCAGCGCGAGGAGGAGGGGACGACUCCGGGCACUGGGCAAGACCCAGAGGCACAGCCGCGGCGGCGGCGGCGGCGGCAGGGCAGGCCCGGUCGAGCCCGCUGGAGCUGCCCGCAGCCUGGCCUGCCUGCGCAGUAAUGGCCGGGGCCGCGCCCGUCACAGUCCGGGCUGCGCCAGCUCGGCCUCCCUCCGCGCGCCCGUCCGGGCCGCGCUGGCCAAGGGCGUCCCCGUCCUACCGGCCCCCGACCCGCCGCCGCCCGCCGCGGACUCCGAGCGCCGCCUCGCAGCCAACGAAGCCGCAGUGCCCCGCCGAGGCCCGCAGCCCACGGCCCCCCGCGCUCCUCACCGGUCCGGCCCGGAGCCCACCUCUCGGCCGCCGCCGCAGCCACCUCGCAGUCUUUUCUCCUCCGCUUCGGAGCCCGCAGCGGACGGGGACGCGCGCGGCCGUCACGUGACCGCCCGGCGCUCAAGGGGCGGGGCCGCGCCGGCGGAAGCCACGCCCCCUCACCGUGAUCCCGCGCGCGGCGGCCCUGGCUGGCGGUCCCCACGCUGGCUGCUGCUCUUCUCUGUCCCUUGCUGCGACCGGGCUGCUCCUUGUCCCUGUUCCGGUCCUCCCUCACCCUCUGCGUGGCGCAUCUUGUGGCCUCCUGGUUCUGAACUGGUGGAGGUCCAUCUAGGUGGCUUGUGGGAGGAAGCUAGACCUUCAGUACCAGGAAGAAGAGCCUUUCCAAAACUCAGCCUUGGGUCAAGUCCUAUGUUUCCUUUGGCCGUGCCCUUGGAGAGACUACCGCUUGUUCCUUAUACAAAAAAGGCACAAGAAAAGUCACGGCGUGGACUGGAUGGUCCCCGAGAUGCUCCAAUUUAUUCACCUCACAAAUGGCCAGAUAUGUAAUGGGAGAGGGGGUGUGCUGGGGUGUCUUUUAAACCCUAACAGCAUAGGAAGCUAGAAGAAGAAAUCGUCCCGCGAAUCUAGAAUAAAUUUCAUGGGUUAGUUUUAUGGCAAGCA
Messenger RNA from Mus musculus (house mouse), 1194 nucleotides. RefSeq names its product predicted gene, 30698. Bases 1 to 1080 code for a protein of 359 amino acids. NCBI's taxonomy places the organism in Eukaryota, Metazoa, Chordata, Mammalia, Rodentia, Muridae. The record is from RefSeq and is a predicted model, not a curated record. The transcript is spliced from 2 exons.